Trachymyrmex septentrionalis is the source of this 591-nucleotide messenger RNA. RefSeq lists its product as uncharacterized. Bases 1 to 591 code for a protein of 196 amino acids. Lineage: Eukaryota; Metazoa; Arthropoda; Insecta; Hymenoptera; Formicidae. The record is from RefSeq and is a predicted model, not a curated record. The transcript has 2 exons.
AUGGCUAUGGCUCUAGCGCGUCUUACCGCCAAUAUCGGCGGUCCUGGCGAGCGACGGCGUCGAUUGUACGCGACAACGGUCAUGUCGGUGGUUUUAUACGGUGCCCCGAUUUGGGUGCAAACGGUGGCUAACGAUCGCGGGAUCCUGAGGGAUGUGCAAAGGCUGCAGCGGCAGCUUGCCCUCAGGAUCAUUCGGGGUUAUCGUACCGUCUCCCACGAGGCUGCGUCUGUCCUCUCGGGGAUGGUACCCUUCGACAUAGUUGCGGACAGGUUGAGGAGGUCAUACCUUCGCCGGCGAGAUAUUAUCUGUCGAAGUGGAACUGUCGAGCCUCGGAUGACUUUGAUGUUGUCCGAGGUGGAGCGACGUCGUUCUAUUUUAAGAUGGCGGGAGCGUCUGAUCGAGUUGCCUCCGGAUCGACCCGGGGCGAUCGUUAGGGGCGCCUUUGUGGAGGACCUGGAGAACUGGAGCGGCGGUAGAUACAGCGGCGCACACUCUCCUGUUCUGUCCAGCCUGGGUGGAGCAGAGGAGGGGGCUGCUGGAACACGUGGCGGUAUGCAGGACCCUCCGUGCGCUCUCCUGAUGCGUGGUUGA